Messenger RNA from Fonsecaea multimorphosa CBS 102226, 1146 nucleotides. RefSeq lists its product as uncharacterized. Lineage: Eukaryota; Fungi; Ascomycota; Eurotiomycetes; Chaetothyriales; Herpotrichiellaceae. The transcript has a single exon. Bases 1 to 1146 code for a protein of 381 amino acids. The record is from RefSeq and is a predicted model, not a curated record.
AUGAUUUACUCCACCAUUGCUGGGCUUAUGCUCACGCUCUCAUCGGUCGCUACCGCAUCAGCUUUGCCUCAAGCCAACACGUUGGAGUCCAGACAAGCGGCUUCUAUCUCGACGAUCACCUUCUCAGACCCGAUUCUAGCACCGCACGUUAUAUCAACCUUCCCCAACGGCACUUGGGUCGAGAACCUCGUUCCACGUUCCGAGGACGGCAACUUUGUGGCCACUCUCCUUUCAGCACCAGAAGUAUACCUCCUAUCGUCUACAAACGCCUUCGCGCCACUCCUCCUUGCCCAGUUCCCUGUACGUACCAGUGUCCUCGGUGUCGUGGAGCUAGGUCACGAUGUUUUCUACGCCGUUGUCGGAAACUUCUCUUUGAAAACGUUCGCGUCCACGCCCGGGAGCUAUGGCAUCUUCAAAAUCGACCUGAACGGCUACGCCGCUGGUUCCCACACAGCUGGCGACGGAAAACUUUCAAAGCAAGCUGCCAAGGGCGUCAAGGUCACAAAGGUCGCAGAUCUACCCAAUGCAGGCCUCGCGAAUGGGCUGACCGUUCUAAAUCCCAACACCGGCAUCCUCCUGGUCGCUGACUCCACCAAAGGCCUCGUCUGGUCCGUCAACGUCUUCACGGGACACACUGCCGUUGCCAUAAGUGACCCGUCCAUGGCACCCAACGCGACCCUCUCAGGCGGACUAUCCCUGGGCAUCAACGGCCUUAGCUUCUCCAAUGGCUAUCUCUAUUACGACAACUCCAACUACGUUACCUUCAACCGCAUCGCCGUCAACUCCACCACCGGCCAUGCCACCGGCCCCGCAGAAGUCCUCGCUGCCCAAGAGUUUGCCAACAUCUUCCCUGAUGAUUUCACGCUCGAUUUCGCCGGCGGUCUCUGGUUUGCGUGUGAGUACGGACACAUUGCUUAUCUCGCGGGCGUGGGCUCAGGCACAUUUCAACCUGGCAUUGUGGCCGUGGCCGGAAACUCGACAGGUCCUGUUGGCUUGACGGCUGCGAAGUUCGGCACGAGCGCUGAGGACCUCAAGAGGGGAUCUUUGUAUGUCACCACGAACGGGGGUCCUUUCACCUAUGGCGGCGCGCAUCCGGCACAGGGCCAGUUGGUGAGGUAUGACACAGCCUUGCUAGGCUUCUACUAA